AUGGAAGCAGUAGAACAGCUGAAUGAGUUAGUGUCACCCAGGAUAGAAUGCAGAAGGCGAAUCCGGAAGGCAAUGCCGUGCCAACAUUACUUGUGGCUUCUGAGUGCUAUAGCUCUCUUCUGUCAACAGCUUUUCCCUCUCUCCAAGAGGAAGAAGCCAGGGCUGGCUGAUGGCAACAAUCCUGAUGGCAAUCUCCUCCGGGAACACUGGAUGGUUAAUCGCAUGUUCAUCUUUGAAAAUGUGGACUUCCCCAAGUGUACGGGCAACAUCAAAGUCGUGGGCUGCAUGUACUAUGAAACUGGACCAAAUGGUUGGCAUUGCCUAGAUGACAAGAUGUUUGUUGCCUAG
Molecule: messenger RNA, 348 nt
Organism: Elephantulus edwardii (Cape elephant shrew)
Lineage: Eukaryota; Metazoa; Chordata; Mammalia; Macroscelidea; Macroscelididae
Product: guanine nucleotide exchange factor MSS4-like
Exons: 1
Coding region: 1-348 (115 amino acids)
Biological process (GO): post-Golgi vesicle-mediated transport; small GTPase-mediated signal transduction
Cellular component (GO): membrane; cytosol
Molecular function (GO): zinc ion binding; guanyl-nucleotide exchange factor activity
Source: RefSeq, a predicted model, not a curated record